Messenger RNA from Pararge aegeria (speckled wood butterfly), 6905 nucleotides. RefSeq names its product plectin (gene brp). The record is from RefSeq and is a predicted model, not a curated record. Lineage: Eukaryota; Metazoa; Arthropoda; Insecta; Lepidoptera; Nymphalidae. Gene Ontology annotation, biological process: neuromuscular synaptic transmission; regulation of synaptic plasticity; maintenance of presynaptic active zone structure. Gene Ontology annotation, cellular component: cytoskeleton of presynaptic active zone. Gene Ontology annotation, molecular function: structural constituent of presynaptic active zone. The transcript is spliced from 21 exons. Bases 200 to 6493 code for a protein of 2097 amino acids.
CCCGCUGCGCUACCAGUCGCUGGAGCGCGACUACGAGCGCGCGUACGCGCCGCCGCCGCCGCCCGAAGAUGACUACUACCGUCGCGAGCCGCCACCGCUUUUCCUCGGCGAGCUGCAGUCCCAGAACUCCGACCUGCAGCGCGAGCUGGGCAACCUCAAGAAGGAGCUCGAACUGACCAACCAGAAGCUGGGCUCCAGCAUGCACAGCAUAAAGACCUUCUGGAGCCCAGAGCUGAAGAAGGAGCGGGCGUUGAGGAAAGAGGAGAGCGCCAAGUACAGCCUCAUCAAUGACCAACUCAAACUGCUCAAUCAAGAAAAUCAGAAACAAGCGAUGCUGGUACGACAACUGGAAGAAGAACUCCGGUUGCGCUUGCGACAACCCGCUCCCGAGCUACAACAACAACUUGAGGCGCUGUAUGGCGAGAAUGAACACCUGCAGAGAGAGAUAGCGAUACUAAGGGAAACGAUAAAGGAGUUGGAACUAAGGAUUGAAACACAGAAGCAAACGUUACAAGCAAGAGAUGAAAGCAUCAAGAAAUUACUGGAAAUGCUACAAAAUAAAGGAAUGGGUAAAGAAGAAGAAAGACAGAUGUUUCAACAAAUGCAAGCAAUGGCACAAAAACAGGAGCUCAAGGCGACGGCGGACACGCUGCGGGCGCUGCAGGUGCAGCUGGAGCGCGCGCUGGCGGCGGCGGGGCUGCCGGGCGGCUCGGCGGGCGCCACGCUCACCGCCGUGCUGGAGACCAAGGAGGCGCGCAUCGCCACGCUGGAGCGGCAGGUCGCGCUGCUCGAAGGCGAGCUGGCCGCGCUCGGCUCGCCGCCGCCGCCCUCGCUCGCGCCCAGCCACGCCUCGCUAUACGAUAAGGCCGACCCUCCCUUCAAGCGACAAUUGGAUGAGUUUCGUCUGGAGAUUCAGAGACGAGACCAGGAGAUCCUUGGGAUGGCGGCGAAGAUGAAGGCAUUGGAGGAGCAGCAUCAAGACUAUCAGCGACACAUAGCCGUCCUUAAAGAAUCACUUUGCGCCAAAGAGGAACAUUAUAGCAUGCUCCAGACUGAUGUGGAAGAACUGAAAGCACGUCUGGAUGAAAAGAGCAGGAUGGUGGAGAAGAAGACUGCAGCAGUGCUCGCGGCCGCACACGAGUUGGCGGAGCUUAGAGAUCACUCAGAGAUCAAGGAUCGGAAGAUUAACGUGCUGCAGAGAAAGAUUGAAAACCUUGAAGACCUCCUCAAAGAAAAAGAUAAUCAAGUAGACAUGGCGAGAGCUAGACUAAACGCAAUGCAAGCGCACCAUUGUUCAUCUGAAGGUGCACUUUCCUCCCUUGAAGAAGUAAUUGGUGACAAAGAAAAACAAAUACAACAACUUAGAGAACAGAGAGAUAGAGCUGAACAUGAGAAAAAUGAAGAAAGAGAGCUGCAUGAAAGAGAGAUAGCAGAUUAUAAAAUGAAGCUUCACGCACUUGAGAGUGAAGUUGAGAAACUUGGCGCCAGGCUAGAAAGAGCUCAAGCUGAGAAAGACCGACUUGAAGCUAAAUUAGAAAGUUCACAAUCUGAGCUAGGAAAAUCAAAGGCAGAAUUGGACAAAGCGGCUAGCGAAGUUGGUAGGUCAGGCGCUGAUUGGGAAGCGGCAAAACAACGUUUGGCGAGACUUGAACUUGAGAAUGAGCGUUUAAAACACGAACUAGAAAGAUCGCAGACAACAUUCGGUAGAAGCACACUGACCACAUCUCAAGAAUUAGAUCGAGUUCAAGAGAAAGCUGAUAAGAAUGCUGCAGAGUUAAGAAGAACGCUUGCAGAACUAAGAGUAACCCAAGCGGAUGCUGAAAGAGCUAGGUCCGAAGCCAGCGCGCUGCAGGAUAAGUUAGAAAAGUCACAGGGUGAAGUCUAUCGUCUCAAAGCGAAACUUGAAAAUGCACAAACUGAACAAGAUAGUCUGAAGGAAGAAUACGAUCGCGUACAAGCUUCUGUAAGUCGUCUGCACUCCGAACGUGACAAGGCAACAGCGGAACUUGAUAAAGCACGUGAAGAACUGGAAAGGACACAAGCUACUCUCGGCAAAGCACAAUUACAGCAAGACAAACUCCAGGCAUCAUUGGAUUCCGCGCACUCAGAGAUUGAUAAACUGCAAGAGAAGUUGGAUAAAUCUGCUGUUGAAGUAAGAAAGUUGCAAGUUGAUCGAGAGAAGUCGGCCUAUGACUUCGAGUCGCUACAGUCACAGCUCGACAAAGCCCUCGGUCAAGCAGCAAGACUGCAGAAAGAACGAGACACUGCCCAACUCGACGCCGAUCGGUUCAGAGACAAGCAUGACAAAGCGCAGGCACUCGUCGCCCGUGUCCAGAAAGAGCGAGACACAGCACUAGCGGAGGCUGCUAGUUGUCGCGAGCGCGCCGAAGCUGCGGCUGCGGCAGCUAACAGGGCUGCGAGAGACAGAGACAGCGCAGCAACCGAACUCGACGUGCUUAGAGAGAGAUGGGAGAAAGCGCACCAACAACACCAGAAACUGACGAUGGAGAGAGACGAUGCCCUUACAGAGUUGGAGAUAUUGAAAGAGAAGCUCGAUAAAGCUCUUUACUCAACACAAAAGACUAUUGAAGAAAAAGAGACCGCGCACAAAGAAUACGAAAAAAUGCUUGAAAAGUAUGAUAGGUCACAAAAUGAAAUCUACCGUUUGCAAAACAAGAUAGAUAUACUUGAAGCUGAUAAAGACCGCCUUGAGUUGGAAUCGGAGAAAAAUGUUCAUUUGGCAACGAAAUCUAGAGAGGAUCAGAGGAAGCUACAAGACGAACAUGCUAGGUUACAGGAAAUGUAUGAUAGGGCAUCUUUACAACUAGGCAGAACUAAAGAACAAGAAGAAAAGGCUAAAGAGGACAUGGAUAGAUUAUGUGUAGAUAUCGAAAUGGUUCGAGAACGUUAUGAAAAGGGUCAAAUAGAAUUGCGAAGAUUGCAAGCUGAAAAAGAAAAGUUGAUUGCUGAUAAUGAACGCCAGCAAUUUGAAUAUGAUCGUGCAAUGACGCAAUGUGGUAAAGCACAAGCAUCGAAUGAAAAAACGCAGGAGGAAAUGGCUAGGGUACAAGUAGAACUCGAGAAAAUGUAUGAUAAGCAUGAUAAAGUAUCUGCCGAACUAAGAAGAGUCCAAGCAGAGUUAGAUAAAGUAAAAGCAGACGCCAGUGGAGCAAGGGAGGAAGCAGAACGAUAUGCAUCACGUUAUGGAAAGUACCAUGAUACAAAAGAAGAACAUGAACGAACAAAGUUGGAGGUGGAACGACUGCGCACACGGCUAGAGAAGACAACUCUAGAGCUGGAGCGAGCGCGGAAGGCCGAGGAGGAAGUAACCCGUCUACGCUCGGAGAUUGAACGCGUCGAAGGCCUCCGAGGUAAAUACCAAUUCGAACAGGAUAAAUGGAGUACCGAAAUAAAUCGACUACAGGGAGAGCUAGAUAAACAUCGUGAGCGCUACGAGGUAUCGCAGGCUGAAAUCCAACGUCUUCAAAGUGAAAAGGAACAAGCUGAAACUAAAUUCCAUGAACUUAAUAUACAAUUGGAACUUUCUAAGACUGAGGUUACCAAACUUAGUGCAGCAAUGGAGAAGCAACGGACAGAUCUUGAAAGAGCUCAUAUUGAAUGCGAAAAGUUUAGGGAUCGGUGUGAAAAACUUAAAUUGCGUUCAGAACAGUUAGAUAAAGAUAAUGAAAGGCUUAAGGGUGAAUUACAACAGAUCGAAAGGAUGAAAUUACAAGCUGUUGCUGGUGACAAAGCAAGGACAGAAGACAGACUCGAAAUUGAACGUCUCCGUGACAAAUUGGAAAAAGCAAUUCAAGCUAGGGAUGCGACUGAAAUGGAAGCUGGUCGUUUGGCAAAGGAACUUGAAAAGUCGCAAAUGCACCUUGCUAAAUAUCAGGAAACAAAUGAGACUACGCGAGUAGAGUACGAUAGAAUGACCAACGAAUUGGGAAGAAUGCAUGAAAGGUUAGAACGUACGAUUCUUGAAAUGCGUCAAAUUGAACAAGAACGUGACGCUUUAAGAGCUGAAAUACAGAACAUGAGGCGUAACGUGGAACAGCAACAGCGCACUCUGGACCAUAGAACGCAGGAAACAUUAGUCAAGUUGCAACAAGAAUUAGCUCAAUCGGUCCGAGAUCGAGAAAAGAUGGCAUCUAUACUAGAACAAAGAGAUAACCAAGCAGAUGCUAUAGAAAAGCAGAUAGUUAAACUUGAGGCAGAUACAAAGCAGUUGACAAUAGAACGUGAUCAAUUGGUAGCACAAUUGGAAAAGUCACAAGAUAUGCUAGUUAACUUCCAGAGAGAAUUGAAUUCAUCAGAGACCGAACUUCAGAAGCAACGUGAAGAAGUACGUAGAUUGAAGGAAGAACAAAGAAAGAUAGCUCAGGAUUCGGAACGCGGUGCUAAAUCGGUUAUCGAGAGUCGAGAUAAGGAAAUUGCCAAACUCCAACAACAUAUGCAAUCUGUUAAUAAAGAGAAAGAAGCCCUUAGGCAAAGAGCAGAAAAAGCCGAGAAAGAUGCUCAGAAGGCUGGAGAAAUUGAAAAAUGGAAAAUGGCAGUCGAAUCAGAAAAGACAAAAGCAAUUGCAGCGGAGAAAGCGUUAUCAGAAUGCCAGCAGCGUUUACAAUAUUUAGAAAAACAAUUCCAGGCGCAACAACAGCAAUUGCAGCAGCUUCAAGCGCGCGGACCAUCCGACGUGCGCGAGGUUCAAAAGCAGCUUGAAGCGGCGCAAGCGGAGGCGCGGUCGCUUGCUGUGGAAAGGGAGCGUUGCCAGUCGCAGCUCGAGAUGCUCGUUCAGGAAUUGGAGAAGAGCCAGCUCGAUCUCAGAGAAGCGAACAAGAAACUCCAACAAGCUGGCAGCCAGAGCGCCAAAGCUGGGGAAGAUACCGCUCAAGCUAGAAAACAACUACAAGAAGAAUAUAAGAAGUUGGAAGACGCGAGAAAACAAUUUGAUGAGAAUAGAAGAAUGGUUGAAAAUAAGCGUAAAGACGUGGAGGAAAAGGAGAAAUCGCUAAUGGAGUUAGACCGACAGUUAAAGAAACGAAAAGAGCAAAUGGACCAAAUGGAAGCAUCUUUGAGGAAGGCUGGCGGCAGUGCAGCGGCGGUUACGGAUCUGAACCGCAAGCUCGGAGACACGCAGAAGGAGGCUGAUCAGUUGAAGCAGCAGCUGAAAACGAGUGAGGAGGAGUCCAAGCGGUUAGCAGCAGAGACCGAGAGACUGUUGCAACUUGUGCAAAUGUCACAGGAGGAACAGGCGCAAAAAGAGAAACAAAUCAUGGAUUUGCAACAGUCUAUACGGAACCUCCAAGCCAAACUGAAAAGUCAGCAACAAGCACAAGCACAAAGAGAAGAGGAGCUAACGCAAGCGAGACAAACAGAGAUAGCGGCUAUAAGCGACCUUACAAACACACUGAAAGAAAGGGACAGACUCAAAACUAAAUUGGAAGAGAGUAGAAUGAAAAUUAUAGAUUUAGAAAUAGAACUUAAUGAGUCUUCGCUUAUACUAUCUGAAAUCCUGAAAAUAUCAGACAGCCGAGAGCUUAACAGCAUAAAGAAAAGUAAAAGCUUUUUCGAAUUACAAAAGAGUGGUAAGGUAGUGGAUAGGCUUGACCAAUGCAGAUUUAGCAAGAGCUAUAACGACCUGAUCAAUAUACAAAAAGAUAAUAACAUACAGUCAAAUGUUUAUAAAUUAACAAGGAAAGUAGCGAACCUUACAAAAGAGAUUGAAGUAAAAAAUGCUAAAAUUAUAGAACAGCAAAGGUGUAUAUCAAUUUUAGAAGACGCCUUGAGAGAGAAUAACAAUAUAGCAGAGUUCGAACAGCUAUUAACCGUAGUCAGGAGUAAAGACGAGAGGAUAAAUGAAUUAGAGCAAGUCUUAAACAAAAACCCUGGGGUUAUAACUCCAGUGUACAAUGGUAAAAGAAUAUUGGAAUUAGAAGAAGCUCUUAAAGAGUCGUUUUUAAUAGCAGCAGAAAGAGAAAAGGUUUUCUAUGAAGAGGAACAGAAGCGAAUUGACACAUUACAGAAGAUGAAGAAAAUGCAGCAACGCAUACUGUCGUUGCAGAAUGCAUCAAUAAUGAACUGCAAGACUUGUUCAUCAGUAUUGAAACGAUUGAAGCAUCUCGAAGAGUCUCUUCAGAUUUGUCAGGCGAAAAGAAACGUAGUAUUGCGGCAUCUUUCGCAUGUUGUACAUGACCUACUAGAGGGAGCUAUUUGUGACAAAGACUCGAAGAUAGCCGAGUUGGAAGUGAAAGGAGUCCUGGAUGAGUACGAGACGAAAACCUGCGAUGCGCUCAAGAGUGAAAGGGAUGAAAUGCUCAAUAGACUUAAGGUUGAGAAUGAACAAUUAGUGGAGUUUGAACGUGGUUCCAGCGAGCCAGAACACAAGGACCAAGAAGGUUCUUUACCUGGUCUGACGCUGGCCGACCACCUCGUUGCCGUCUGCGACGAAAAUGUAAUUGUCUGGGAAGAGGACAUCCCGGCAACUGUUCUGUGACGUCACAAAGCUAAGUCUUAUCGUAACUUUGUUGUGGCCUCAUCAUCACCUCACAUCACCCGCUACCUUACCAUUGCUUAUCACUAGCCUUAAUCACCAAUUCAAUAUAAGAAAAAAUACUCCCGCUUGCUAAUCUCUAGUUCACAAUACGCGAGGCUCUAUGGUUUAUCACCUUUGCCUGUAACAAAGAGGUUAUACUAAAAAACAACAAGAAACAUCAAUUCGCGUUCAAAAACCGCGCCGAAUGACCAAAGACAAUUUUCUGUUUUCACAAUUUGUUAAUUAUUCUGUAAAUAAAAAUGGGUUUUUUUUAUUUAGUUUUAUUUUUCUUAUUAAUAAUAAAAGGUCUCGAAGACGACGUAAGAACACACAGAUUCGAUUGAUAUGGAACCAAGUCUAAAAAUAUUUUAUU